Messenger RNA from Gloeophyllum trabeum ATCC 11539, 1332 nucleotides. RefSeq names its product SGNH hydrolase. The record is from RefSeq and is a predicted model, not a curated record. The coding region runs from base 1 to 1332 and encodes 443 amino acids. The transcript has 4 exons. NCBI's taxonomy places the organism in Eukaryota, Fungi, Basidiomycota, Agaricomycetes, Gloeophyllales, Gloeophyllaceae.
AUGGCACUCUAUCGACAUCUGGCGCUGUUGCUGACUACCCUCGUCGCGGGGCUGGCGAUCGUCCUGGCCGCGCCUGUCCAGCCGACGAUCCUGGGGGGACACUGGGUGGAGACGUGGGUGUCCAUGCCGCAGCUUACAGAAUACACCAACCUACCCCCGCCGCCGUUCAACCAAUCGGGGCUCGUGUUCCCCAACUCGACGCUGCGACAGACCCUCCACAUGUCCGUCGGCGGCUCGCAAAUCCGGUUGCAAUUCUCCAACGCUUUCGGGUCCGUCGACCUGCCCAUCACCGCGGUCACCGUCGCGCUCCCCUCGAACGGCUCCUCAGGCGACAGCGCGAUCGACACCUCGACGCUGCAGACUGUCACCUUCAGCGGGAACCAGUCGAUCAUCGUGCCCGACGGCUCUUUGGUCGUGUCGGACCCGCUCAAUUUUGCGAUCGCGCCGCAGUCGACCAUUACCGUGACGAUGUACCUCGCCGAGGGCCAGGCGAGCAAUUAUAUCACGUCGCACCCCGGCAGCAGGGCAACGUCGUAUUUCUCGUUCGGGAAUUAUGUGAAUGCGCAGAACAUGACAGAUCCAUCGACACAGAGUAUAGCUCACUGGUACUUCGUGAGUGCGGUGCAGACAUGGGCGCCAUCGAGCACGUCCGUAUGGGCGAUCGUAGGUGACAGUAUCACCGACGGCCGUGGUAGCGACACGGAUGGGAACGAUCGCUGGCCAGACUUGGUCUUGCGCCGCAUGCAAGAAGACCCGCUCACCGCCAACAUCGCCGUCAUCAACCAAGCCGCCGGCGGCAAUCGCAUCCUCUACGACGGGCUAGGGCCCAAUGCGCAAGGCCGUAUCGAGCGGGACGUCCUCGCCCAAUCCGGGGUUAAAUACGCCAUGAUCUUCGAGGGCGUGAACGACAUCGGCACGGCCGACACGACCGCCGCGGCGCAGCAGCUCGUCGGCGACCGGUUGCUCCUCGCGUACCAGCAGAUCAUCACGCGCGUGCACACGUUCGGGAUUCCCAUCUUCGCGGCGACUAUCACGCCCUUCGGCGCGCCCAACAACACAAUCCAGCCGUACUCGGACCCGACGCGCGAGGCAACAAGGCAGAGGGUGAACGCGUGGAUACGCGGUGGCCCGACGGGGAAUGCGAGCUUGUUCGACGCCGUGGUGGAUUUCGAUGCGAUUGUGCGGGACCCUGCGAAUCCGGCGCAGUUGAAUCCAAUUUACAACUCGGGGGAUUAUUUGCACCCGAAUGUAGCGGGGUAUACGGCGAUUGCGGAGGCGUUCCCACUGUCGUUGUUUACGGAAUUUGCGUUUGGGGUUAGCAGUUUCAACUAG